AAAAAUGCGCAUUUAGUGGUGGUGGAGGUGGCGGGGGUGGGGGGUACACCUUCCCAUAGCAGCUUCCGUUCCCGGAGAUUUCAGCUCCCGGGAUCACCCAGCACCCCGCGGGCACAGUUAACAUUUUAAUCACGCCUCCGUCCCCACCCUCUGAAUUCCUUUCCCGCUGCCGAUCCGUCGGGUAGUCCCUUCCAGGCCGCCCCAGCUUAUCACCCCCGGCCCGGCCACUUCCCGGCCGCGGCCAGGCGAGUCUCCCAAAGUUUCCUGUGACGCCGCCGUCCGCCUCCGGCCCAUCCCGCCCUCAUUCCCACCGCCACAGUAGUGGACGCCGGCUCGAGAGGAGCGGGCUACGCCGACGAAGAGAGCAGCUCAAACAGGAGGACCGCGGGACCCCACCCGAACCCGGGAGCGGGCCCACAGGGCGGCGUCCGAAGCACCACGCCUUCACUCGUCGCGCCCGCGGCCCAUCAGGCUUAGAGCCCGAAUCCCACCCCUCGGGGACCCCGGCCAAUCGGCCGCGCCCCGCCUCCUGGGAGGUGGUGGAGGAGGGGGUUGGGGCCGGGCGGCAGGCGCCCGCCUUCCGCUUGUGCCCAUUGGCUGAGGCCUCGAGGGAGCCCGAAGACCGGCGAGCAGCUGGAUUGGCCGCAGAGGUUCCUGACAGCGGCGCCCAUUGGCUGUGGCGGCCCCCGUGACGCGGGGUGGUGACUGGCUCCCGUGUCCGAGGGGCUCCUGCUUGUCAGGUUCUAGCUCAUGUUUUCUGGCUAGCUCUAUGAUCAUUCCCGUGAGACUUCACUGAACGUUUUCACAAGUGUCUUCCUCAUCCCUAAUGUGUAAUCCUUCAACAUGGACCUGCUACUUUAGCUAAGAUAUAACCAGCAAUGAAUAGUAAUAAGAUAUGUGCUGACUAGAAGGCUCACUUGUGCAGUGUAGAGGAUAAGACAGUGCCUUACAAAAAUGGGGUUUGGGAGUGACCUGAAGAAUUCACAUGAAGCUGUGUUGAAAUUGCAAGACUGGGAAUUACGAUUACUGGAAACAGUGAAGAAAUUUAUGGCUCUGAGGAUAAAAAGUGAUAAAGAAUAUGCAUCUACCUUACAAAACCUUUGUAAUCAAGUUGAUAAGGAAAGUACUAUCCAAGUGAAUUAUGUCAGCAAUGUAUCCAAGUCUUGGCUACUUAUGAUUCAGCAGACGGAACAACUUAGUAGGAUAAUGAAGACACAUGCAGAGGACCUAAAUUCUGGACCCUUACACAGGCUCACCAUGAUGAUCAAGGACAAGCAGCAGGUGAAGAAAAGUUAUAUAGGUGUUCAUCAACAGAUAGAGGCAGAGAUGAUUAAGGUUACAAAGACAGAAUUAGAGAAAUUAAAAUCCAGCUAUAGACAGUUAAUAAAAGAAAUGAAUUCUGCCAAAGAGAAAUAUAAAGACGCUUUAGCUAAAGGGAAAGAAACUGAAAAGGCUAAGGAACGAUAUGACAAAGCCACAAUGAAACUUCAUAUGUUGCACAAUCAGUAUGUAUUGGCAUUGAAAGGGGCACAGCUUCAUCAGAAUCAGUAUUAUGAUACCACACUUCCUCUGCUUCUGGACUCCUUACAAAAGAUGCAAGAAGAAAUGAUAAAAGCACUAAAAGGUAUAUUUGAUGAAUACAGCCAGAUAACUAGUCUUGUCACAGAGGAAAUAGUGAAUGUCCAUAAAGAGAUUCAAAUGUCGGUUGAGCAGAUAGACCCUAGCACAGAAUACAAUAAUUUCAUAGAUGUUCACAGAACAUCAGCUGCUAAAGAGCAAGAAAUUGAGUUUGAUACUUCCUUACUAGAAGACAAUGAAAAUCUUCAGGCAAAUGAGAUUAUGUGGAAUAAUUUAACAGCAGAAAGUUUGCAAGCAAUGUUGAAAACUUUAGCAGAGGAACUUAUGCAAACACAGCAGCUGCUUUUAAACAAGGAGGAGGCUGUCCUGGAGCUAGAGAAGAGAAUUGAGGAAUCUUCUCAGACCUGUGAAAAGAAAUCUGAUAUUGUGCUUCUGAUAAGCCAAAAACAGACACUUGAAGAACUGAAACAGUCAGUGCAGCAGCUGAGGUGCACUGAGGCAAAGUUUACAGCACAGAAAGAAUUACUAGAGCAAAAAGUACAAGAGAAUGAUGGAAAAGAGCCACCUCCAGUAAUAAAUUAUGAAGAAGAUGCACGAUCAGUUACAUCUAUGGAAAGAAAGGAGAGGCUAUCCAAGUUUGAGUCUAUUCGUCAUUCAAUUGCUGGAAUAAUUAGGUCUCCAAAAUCUGCACUGGGCUCUUCAGCAUUCUGUGAUACAGUCCCUGUAAGUGAGAAGCCCCUGGCAGAACAGGACUGGUAUCACGGUGCGAUUCCCAGAAUAGAAGCGCAAGACCUGUUAAAACAACAAGGAGACUUCUUGGUGCGAGAGAGUCAUGGGAAACCUGGUGAAUAUGUCCUUUCUGUAUAUUCUGAUGGACAAAGGAGACACUUUAUCAUACAAUUUGUUGAUAAUAUGUAUCGAUUUGAAGGCACUGGGUUUUCAAACAUUCCUCAACUUAUAGAACAUCACUACACAACAAAACAGGUCAUCACUAAGAAAUCAGGUGUAGUUCUGCUGAAUCCCAUUCCUAAGGAUAAGAAAUGGGUUCUCAAUCAUGAAGAUGUCACAUUGGGAGAAUUACUGGGCAAGGGAAAUUUUGGUGAAGUAUAUAAGGGCGUUUUAAAGGAUAAAACCGAUGUGGCUGUUAAAACAUGUAAAGAAGAUCUUCCUCAGGAACUGAAAAUAAAAUUUUUACAAGAAGCCAAAAUUCUCAAGCAAUAUGAUCAUCCCAAUAUUGUCAAACUUAUAGGAGUUUGCACACAAAGACAGCCUAUCUACAUCAUUAUGGAAUUGAUUCCAGGAGGCGACUUCCUCUCUUUUCUGAGAAAGAAGAAGGAUGAUAUAAAACUCAAACAAUUAGUGAAAUUUUCAUUAGACGCUGCUUCCGGUAUGUCAUAUCUCGAAAGUAAAAACUGUAUACACAGGGAUCUUGCUGCAAGAAACUGCCUUGUAAGUGAAAAUAAUGUUCUGAAAAUCAGUGACUUUGGAAUGUCUCGUCAAGAGGAUGGUGGAGUGUAUUCUUCUUCUGGCUUAAAACAGAUUCCCAUUAAAUGGACAGCACCAGAAGCUCUUAAUUAUGGGAGAUAUAGUUCAGAGAGUGACGUGUGGAGCUUUGGCAUCCUCCUGUGGGAGACCUUCAGCUUAGGUGUCUGUCCAUACCCUGGAAUGACAAAUCAGCAAGCACGUGAGCAAGUGGAAAGAGGAUACCGAAUGUCAGCCCCACAGAAUUGUCCGGAGGAUAUCUUUAAAAUUAUGAUGAGGUGUUGGGAUUAUAAACCUGAAAACCGCCCCAAGUUCAGUGAACUUCAGAAAGAGCUCACUGUCAUCAAGAGGAAGAUCACAUAGUGAUGAUGGAACAGUGCCAAACACAGCCUUCAGGACCCAGUCUUCCAGCACAGUAAUUUUGUUCUUCUUGUUAACAAUGAGUUUAUACCACAUUACCUGCAACAGUCUGCUAAGGUUAUUAUUUUUUUAUUAUUAAAUGUGUGUUUUUUUUAAAUAUGUGCCACUUACAAAAAAAGGCAAAGACAAAUGCAUUCAAGAAACAGUCCUACCAAGGGCUUUAUUAGCCCACCACAGCACUCCUGCCAUUUCAGGUCACUGUAAAUAGAGAAGCACAGGCUGUAAUGUGAGAAAAAACAGAUCUGUCUUUUCCGCACCAGGACCACUGAUGUUUCUCAAAGCUUUUCUACUUCAGGCACAGUUCAUUGGCUGUCAUCCUAUGCUCCAGACCUGACUCGAUCGGUGCUAUAAGCUGCCUUGGUAAUGCCAUGUUUGCAGGACAUAUUCCAACCAAAGUUGGCUUUCUGCUCUGCCAAGGCAAGACUAUAUUUGUAAACAUCAUUUUUAUAUUGGGAAUUAUUUGGCCCUCCUAGGGUUUUUCUUUUCUUUCUCGCCAGAAAUAAGUGCAGUGUAAGAAUCAUCACUCUCCUGUAUUAUUAGUAAAGUGGUUGUUUCCCUUC
Pteropus alecto (black flying fox) is the source of this 4040-nucleotide messenger RNA. It is a transcript of the gene FER, whose product is annotated as FER tyrosine kinase. The record is from RefSeq and is a predicted model, not a curated record. The transcript is spliced from 20 exons. The coding region runs from base 955 to 3423 and encodes 822 amino acids. NCBI's taxonomy places the organism in Eukaryota, Metazoa, Chordata, Mammalia, Chiroptera, Pteropodidae. Gene Ontology annotation, biological process: cell adhesion; chemotaxis; Fc-epsilon receptor signaling pathway. Gene Ontology annotation, molecular function: ATP binding; non-membrane spanning protein tyrosine kinase activity.